CGCGGCCGGAGCGCAGUCACAUGACCGAGCCAAGAUGGCGUCGCCGAACUGCCUGUGGCUCCUGGCCCUCACCUUCUUGCCGGGGUCCUGCGCUGCAUGGGCGCUGGAGCAUCUCGACCCUCCGGCGAAGCCGCUGCCACUGGUGAUCUGGCAUGGGAUGGGAGACAGCUGUUGUAAUCCCUUAAGCAUGGGGGCUGUGAAAAAAAUGGUGGAGAAGAAAAUACCUGGAAUUUACGUCUUAUCUUUGGAGAUUGGGAAGGACCAGGCAGAGGAUGUGGAGAACAGCUUCUUCUUGAAUGUUAAUUCCCAAGUAACAACAGUGUGUCAGAUUCUCGCUAAGGAUCCUAAACUGCAGCAGGGCUACAAUGCUAUGGGAUUUUCCCAGGGAGGCCAGUUUCUGAGGGCAGUGGCUCAGAGAUGCCCAUCACCUCCCAUGAUCAAUCUGAUCUCAAUUGGGGGACAGCAUCAAGGUAUUUUUGGACUCCCUCGGUGCCCAGGGGAGAGCUCUCACAUCUGUGACUUGAUCAGAAAAACACUGAAUGCUGGAGCUUACACCAAAGCUGUUCAAGAACACCUGGUGCAAGCAGAAUAUUGGCAUGACCCCAUAAAGGAGGACGUGUACCGCAACCACAGCAUCUUCUUGGCAGAUGUUAAUCAGGAGAGAAGUGUCAACGAGUCCUAUAAGAAAAACCUGAUGGCCCUGAAGAAGUUUGUGAUGGUGAAGUUCCUCAAUGAUUCCAUUGUGGACCCUGUGGAUUCUGAGUGGUUUGGAUUUUACAGAAGCGGCCAAGCCAAGGAAACCAUUCCCUUACAGGAGACCACUCUGUACACACAGGACCGCCUGGGGCUGAAGGAAAUGGACAAUGCAGGACAGCUAGUGUUCCUGGCAGCAUUAGGGGACCAUCUUCAACUGUCCGAAGAAUGGUUUUAUGCCCACAUCAUACCCUUCCUUGAGUGAAACCCUUGUAGUUUGCAGCAGAGAGCUCAGGGAGUCCCUCAUGCUUCCAUACUAGUAGGGGAGAUGAUUUCCUUCACACCCAAGCCUGAGCUCAGAUCCAGUUUGCAACUAAUCUACUCUCUAGUCAUCAUCUAAUAUGCCCUGCUCAGAUCUAAGAUAUGAAUCUUAUCUUUUGCCUCAUCCUGUCACCACAUGGUGUUGAAUGCAAAUUUAAUUAGUUAAUAACAAUGGAGACUGCUUUACAAUCCUUUGAUGUGGUCAACCUGUCUUAAGAAAUGGAGUCUGCUACAUUCCAGUGCCACAACUGUGGCCUGGCUCACAAAGACUGAACAAACUCUAUAGAGCAAUGAAAUAGACUCUAAGGGCAAACACUUUCUCAGGAAAGCCUCUCCACAUUUCAAGCCAAGAGGCCAGUACCCAGGCCUGAGGCAUUCACAUAAAUACUCCCAGUUUUGGUGAUUUUACCAGUGCUUGGAGAAGUAUUGCUUGAAGUUUCUGCUAAUUUCUUGAGCCUGCCCUCCCCUCGUUGAAUGUGUUGUCUUCUGUGCUGUCUGGGCAUUAGACAUACUCAGCUGGCUCGCCAUCUUGUCUCGGUACUUACUGCUCCUUUUGUCCCAAGUAGCAGUAAGUUAGUUAAUCAUAAAAGGAGGAAAAGUAGCACCCAACUGGAUUGUUCAAGGUGGGGAAGUGUGCACCAUGCUUAACUUACACCUGGGGCCUAGGGUGGGGGUGAAGAAAAAUACAUAAAUGGAAACGAAAGAUGACUCAACUGAUUCUUCCCCUUCUGUCCUUGAUUAACCUAUUCUCUCUCAUGACUACUGAGUGGUCUGGGUUCUAGAGUCACUCUCUUGCUGGUGUUAGCAGAGAAUGGGGGGUAAAAGGUGAAGAGAUCAGACUUUCAAACUUACAUCUCAAGAGUCUUAUUUGCCACUACACUCCAAACUAUUUUAGAUUAUUUCCUGUGGAAAAAGGAUUUGCUCAAAAAACUUGGUAAAUACUGCAUACCCCUUUUUUCGUCUUGGAGAUCAACCCACAUCAGAAUAUAUUAAGGACUCUGAGAAUUUCUGCUACGGUAAAGAAAACCUUAAGCUACCACUUCCCAACUACUUGAGCAUGGAUAUUUUAGUCACAUCCUGCCCAUGCCCCAUUCCUCCACCCCAGGAAAACCUAUCAAUACUUUUUGAAAAGACUAUUCUGAGAAUGCUAUUUUGGAGAAAUGAUUAGCUACUCUUGAGGAAACAUCCUGUUAGGGCUGCAAAGUUUACCCUUAAUGAUUUUUCCUUAUCUCAAGCUGCCUUUCUCAAGUAAAAGGACUUAAGGCAGGCAGUAGGGAGAUGCCAAAGUAAUUUUAUGAGACUGUCUAAAAUAAAGAGUAGUUUCUUA
Molecule: messenger RNA, 2341 nt
Organism: Manis pentadactyla (Chinese pangolin)
Lineage: Eukaryota; Metazoa; Chordata; Mammalia; Pholidota; Manidae
Gene: PPT1
Product: palmitoyl-protein thioesterase 1
Exons: 9
Coding region: 35-958 (307 amino acids)
Biological process (GO): nervous system development; receptor-mediated endocytosis; protein depalmitoylation
Cellular component (GO): lysosome
Molecular function (GO): palmitoyl-(protein) hydrolase activity
Source: RefSeq, a predicted model, not a curated record